AUGGAAACCCAAGGAGAAGAAUUUCAUUCCAAUUUGAUAUCAACAACACAUAUACCACCAGAUAGCAAUAUUAUUCCUUCUGAAAUACCAAAUCGUCUUCCAGACUUAAACAUUCCCAUUGAACAAAUAUCAAGUGAAAUUGAAAGCUCUCAAAUUAGCGAUUCUGAAAAUAAUUUUAAACUACGAAGGUGUUUAACAAGUACUCAAAGAAGCAUCAUUUUUGAAUCUCUGCUUUUACAAAGUGUUGGAACAAUUGCUGUAAAACUGAAUAUGAUGAGGCUGAGUCGCGGACUAGCAUCCCAGUUUGAUAUAAGCAGAAAAACUGUUAGCCGAAUUUGGAAGAAAGAAAAAGAAUGUAUUGAAAAUGAAUCUACUGUUGAUGUCUCCAUGAAACCACGAGUACGUCGCAAACGAGUUGAAAUUACGUUUGAUCAAAUUUCUGCAAUUCCACUUCGUGAUCGUACAAAUAUUCGGAGAAUGUCUACUGUUUUAAAAAUUUUAAAAUCGACAACCCAUAGACGGAUUCAAGAAGGUGCAAUAAGAGCUCGCUCAAAUUCUUUGAAGCCUUUUUUAACCGAAGACAACAAAAAAUUAAGACUCAAAUUUUGUGUUUUUAUGAUUAAUCAAGAUACUGUUGAUUCACAACCAAUGUUCACUAAUAUGUAUGAUUAUGUACACAUUGAUGAAAAGUGGUUCUAUUUAAUUAAGGUUUCACAAAUUUUUUACCUUCAUCCUCAAGAAAUCAAACCUUUACGUACUUGUAAAAGUAAAAGGUUUAUUACGAAGGUAAUGUUUUUAGGUGCAGUUGCUCGACCAAGAAUUACUGCAGCCAACGAACAAUUUUCUGGAAAAAUUGGUAUUUUUCCUUUUGUUUUUAAGGAACCAGCAAAAAGAAGCAGUAAAAAUCGACUCGCUGGAACUUUGGAAACAAAGGCCAUACAAAAUAUUAAUAAAGACGUAAUUCGCUAG
Mercurialis annua (annual mercury) is the source of this 969-nucleotide messenger RNA. RefSeq lists its product as uncharacterized. Bases 1 to 969 code for a protein of 322 amino acids. The record is from RefSeq and is a predicted model, not a curated record. Lineage: Eukaryota; Viridiplantae; Streptophyta; Magnoliopsida; Malpighiales; Euphorbiaceae. The transcript has 2 exons. Gene Ontology annotation, molecular function: nucleic acid binding.